GGGAAUUCCACUCAUGCAGACUACAUGCAGCUACACACGCUUCAAUAAAAACUGAUCAGUAUUGCUACAAACAUUUCCAAGUACUCAUUUCUUGGGUCCUAGGAAUACGAAUCACUGUUACAGAAUCAAAACGGAAUUACAAAGUUGAAGAAAACUCAUUGCAGUCGAUUAAAUAAAAUAUACCGUUUAGAUAUCCAAAUGGCUGACCGAAGUGACGAUGUGGUGGUAUUAGAUCCCAGACGUAAUCAAAGUAUGGAAAAGAAGAAACUGUUUGAAGAAAUGUUGUUGAAAGAAAUUCCAGGCACAAGUAGAACAAACGAGCCAAUGCACGCCGUCCUUGAAGGUGAACUUGCGGAAAGUGAGAUGACGGAAGGCAAAGAAGCUCAGAAUGUCAGAAAUCGUGCUCUACUUCAUUAUCUGGCAUCAUUGGCAAACUCCAACAGUACUAAAGAUACAUUUGACUUCGAUUUUGUUGAAUCUUUACUCAAAAAUGGUGCGGAUGUGAACAGUACAGACAAGACAGGUCAGACGGUGUUUCAUGAAGUAGCCAGGUCUUGGAAUUGUGACGUAGCAGGUUUUCUCAUUAAGAAUGGUGCUAAUGUGAACCAACAAGAUCACUAUGGCAGGUCAGCACUUCAUGUUGCUGCCGCAGUGGAUUACGCUGACAUGGUUGAAUUUCUUCUACAAAAUGGAGCCAAUAUUGAUAUCAAGACGACUGGAAAUGAGCAGACUCCAAUACAUUUUGCCGCUAAAAAUGACGCCGUCAACUCUAUUCAGAUGUUGCUAGAAUACGGAGCAGAUAUUGACGCACGCGACCUCAAAAACAGAACUCCACUACAGGUAGCCGCUGAAAUGAAUCGUUCUAAAGCUGCUAAACUCCUGAUCGCUGAAGGUGCCCCAGCUGGUGUGCAUGACAACUUGGGAAACUCUGCCUUGUCUCUUCUCAUUGAAAAGAUCCCUGAAGUGGCUUUAGAUGCAAUGGAUCAGUUUCAUUCAGUAGACACAAUAAAUCGUAAAGAAUUUUAUUUUCUCAACUACCUUGAAGGUACCAAGUUAAAAGAAGAGAAGACGCCUGCUAGAACUCCGCUUGAGAUUGCUGUUCAGAAUGAGAGAUUUGAUAUCAUCAUGCAUCCAGUCAUGCAACGUUUGAUUGGAGUGAAAUGGCAAUGCUAUGGUAAAUGGGGCGCGGUACAAGACCUGGCACUCAAUCUUAUAUAUACCACAUUAUGGACAUUGCUUGCAAUCACUUUGCCAAAGUAUGGAAGAGAUUUGUAUAUUCCAAUUGGUCCAAAUUCAUGGAGACUAGUGGUUGGCAUUUUCCUGAUACUAUUAACGAUAGUGGAAAUAAGAAAACAGAUACUUAAUACGAUAAAAACUCGACAGGAACAUAAUGCAUGGAAAGAAUGGCGAGCUUCUGAACUUGAACGUGACAUUGAGUACUGCCAUCCACGUUGGCCACAAGAAGCUCAGUACGUCAACGCAGAGAUAAAAGCUGUUCGAAAUCUUUCGCUUAUGUCAGGCUCUGUUUACUGGAUCUAUUUCGAUUGGGUCGCACUCGUUCUUAUCUUCGCGACAAUCGCAUCUCACUUGAUUUUCUUCCACUACAGCACAGAUCUAUCCAAAGAAGUUCAUCAUUAUAUAAUAAUGCCACUGCUCUUGAUACUCUGGCUACGAAUUUUCAAAUAUGCAAGACCUUUCGAAAGUGCGGGACCUUUCAUUGUGAUUUUUAGCAGCGUCUUCGGUGAUAUUACCAAGUGGGCAUUUCUGAAUCUUGUCAUCAUUAUACCAUUCACUUGUGCAUUCUGGUUGACAUUUGGGGCAGUUUCGAUACAACCUGUUGAGGGUUACGAUCAUGUUGGUCCGUUAUUGUACAACAUCUUCUCCAUGAUGGUUGUUAACAGUCACGGUUUUGAAAACCUUGAGAAAGCAAAUCCGUUCAUGGCCAGGCUGUUAUGCGGUGGUUUCAUCGCAAUUGCUGCAAUAGUAACACUGAAUUUGCUCAUUGCUCUUCUUACCAACACUUUUGAAAGACUUUACGAGAACGCCGUUGCCAACGCAGUUAUGCAAAGAGCAGAAACAAUUCUUCUUCUUCAAAAGUCUUUAAGACGAAAGCAAAAGUCGAAAUACUACAAAUUCAUUAAGGAGAGAGCAAGUCCUGAGGUGAUUUCCAGGAAUCUUGGUCGGCUGAUGACGAUGGACCACGACGAAGCAUCAAUUGAACGCGUUCGUGAUGACGUCAGGGAGAUUAUGCAGAUUUUGGGUGAACAGUUUGGAAAGAGAUUUCGAAAGGGCAAAAAAUCUGACUUGGACAUUGUAAGAACGGAUAUAAAUAAACUACGACGAAUUCAAGAGGAAGUGGUUGUGGAUGUGAGGAACAUGAAAUUACUGUUUGAAAAUGUUCAGGAACAACUAAGUUCAAUUUGCAAAAUGACCCCUCCCAUUAUUAUGACAACGACCAACUGCAAGAAUCAGAACGAGGAUAACGGCGAUAAUAGUGAUGAAAAGAACAGUAGUAGUGAAGAUGAUGGAUACAAAAGGAAAAACAUCCAUAGCAACUCCCAUGAGAAAAUUCUUGUAAAUAAUGCAAGGGAAACCAGUAGCGACCGUAGUAAGAACAUAAAGAAAAUCAACGACAAAAUGAAAAACAAAAACAUGGAUGAUAACUCUCGGAACGCUCUAUCGCGAAGAUUUAAGGAACGUGAUUUCAAAAGUAUGAAGAAAUCUCAUAAUGGUAGUGGUCAAGAGACACCCCAAAAGAGUCAAGAGUUGUCCACAGAAUCGGGAAGCUCCAAUACAGAGUCGAACAGUCAAAGUGAAGAAAACUUUGAAAACAAUGUUAAAUUGAUGUCAUAUAAGAGAAGAGAUGAAAGAUCCAAAAAUAAAAGCGUUAAUCCUCGGAAUGAGUUCAACCUAAGACUGGAGAAGAAUUCUCAAAGGGAAUCAAACUUCGAAGAAAUGCCUACUCAAAACGAUGACGGAGCAACAAAAUUGAAAUUGAAAAAGCCACCAGGAAAAGUAAAAUCGCACUUCUAUGACGUACGCGAUCCGGCUGUGCCUCAGCAAUCAUUGAUGUACUCACCAGGAUACGUACCAUUGCAUGAUGCCUCGAGUGAUAACCAAAAUUUGGCCUUUCAAAGAAUUCCUUAUCAACAGGGGCAGUCACAAAUAUUCCCGCCAGGCGUGUGGAAAUACAAUGAUAUUCCUUUUAAUCCUAUACCCCAAGAAUCAUUCUCCAACACUCACGUAGGAAGUCCGUUGGUGCACCAAACGAAUCCUUCGGGAACAGUUUCAAUGCAGCAGGAGUUACCUCCACAGUUUCAAGUUGUCCACGGGAAACCUUAUAUGCUUAACCCUAGUAUCUGGAGCGACCCAAAAUACGUUCCUUCGAAUGGGGGCGUGGUUCAAUCAACAGGGAGGCGACAUCAACUGGGAUAUUUUCAUGAAAGGGAAUUGGAAAAAGGCAAAAUAACAGAAGGUGUCGCAACUGACCAACCCAUGCCAACAAGCGCUCUACGACGAACAACGCCACAGAUUAGCUCAAACAAGCCUCAAAUUUGCCGCAGCAGUACCCAAACAACAACUACACUUCAGGAACCGAGAACAUAUGUUUCCGAGAAUUAUGGCUUUGAGAGAGACGGUGAACUAUUCAAACCAAUCAUAAGAACAGGAUAUCCACCGGACGAUCAGAUUUCCCCCCGGUUUGAGACGGAGCAGAGUAUACAUUCCUUGCAAGAAUAUCGACAUGAAAAUUACGACAAAGAUAGAACUUUCUCUCCAAGCAGUAGUUUCGAUCAAAUAAGGUCAAACCCAAGACGUUUACCAGCAUCAGCAAGCGUUAACUCGACAUUUCCUAACGAAGGAAGUACGAAACCGUUAUUUUCCCAGUUUUUGAAGUCUUCUUCCGACAGUACUUUGCAUCGUGAUCAAAAUUUUGUUCAUGCAGCUUCUGAUAGCAGAGAACGCCAGCGCAGUAUUUCUUUACAGCCUACCCGGAACGAGUUAAAAAUAAUUUCCAGGCGUCGACAGUCGGAGAACGUAAAUGUUAAACGACCGAGUUUCCAGAUAGAAGAAAAAGAGUUCCUUGAGCCGUUUCAAAGUUUACGACAAGCAGUGAAGCCAAAUGAUAGCAGUGACGCGUUUUCACAGGAUGAAGCAUCUUUAUCACCAAGUACCAAAAAAAAUGUAGAAGAAGAAAAGACUGAAGAGGGAUUUAUGUCUAGAACAACACCGGAAACCCGAGACUGCGAUGAUAUUGGUAAAUCACAAGUUAAUUGAUCAUGGCAUUUUUGUAUUUUUACGGUUAGAUUUAACAUUAAUUAAAUUUAGUCUGUUAUUACGAGCAUAUAAUGUAUGUGCAUAUAUGCAUGCAUAUGCUCGUUAAAGAUAAUCUUCCUGAGAAUCGUAUGAAUAGAUUAUUCGUGCACUGAAAUAGUAGGCUAAAUGUAUCGAAGCCCUAGUUAGUGGAAGCUCGAGACA
Dendronephthya gigantea is the source of this 4476-nucleotide messenger RNA. RefSeq lists its product as uncharacterized. The transcript is spliced from 9 exons. Gene Ontology annotation, biological process: calcium ion import across plasma membrane. The record is from RefSeq and is a predicted model, not a curated record. Lineage: Eukaryota; Metazoa; Cnidaria; Anthozoa; Malacalcyonacea; Nephtheidae. Gene Ontology annotation, molecular function: protein binding; calcium channel activity. Bases 199 to 4275 code for a protein of 1358 amino acids. Gene Ontology annotation, cellular component: membrane.